Messenger RNA from Closterium sp. NIES-67, 779 nucleotides. NCBI's taxonomy places the organism in Eukaryota, Viridiplantae, Streptophyta, Zygnematophyceae, Desmidiales, Closteriaceae. The record is from the annotation of a GenBank genome assembly.
UCUUGCUUCAAAACUAGCCAGCCGCAAUUGCCGCUAUUCAGGUAGUUACUCCUGAAAGUCUUAGUUCUCCCUCCCAGCUCUGCAUCGUUUCAUCUCACCAGAUUCGCCUACGGUUUCCAUCUCAUCCCAUCCAAUGGCUCUCUUAACUCUCAGAACAGCACCUCUAGUGGCAGCAUUCAUUGGGACAAUGGUAAUAUUGUUAGCAGCCGCAUUCCAAGGAGCCCUUGCAGCACCACCAGCGAUGUCAACGGCAGCAACGGCAGGGACAGCUUCUGUGAGUGUGCCGAUGAACGGCACUCAGUACCGCACGACUGCUCUGGCGUGCAGCAAGUCGACUCUCGCUGGCUUUGCAAAGAAAGUCACUCUCAAGCCUAAGUAAGUUCUCGCAUCACAAACCACAUGGUAGUUCCGCAUCGGAGAAUAAGCAAACCCGGUUUUCAACACGGUCUCAACUUCAUCGCAACUCAAAUCAUUUGCAAAUAGUAAAUCUAUCAGAAGCAGCUCUAAAACGAUGUCAUCUCAAUACCCUAUUGGUCGAAAGGCGUCACGUGUGGCAAAAUGAUUUCGACUUCGAGCGACGGGCCAAUCAGUUGGAUGUUGAUAUCAACUCGGCGAAGUUGUGGGUGGUAGCGGCCCUGUCGCGUUUUGCAUACUGUGAGAUUCAAUAGCAGCAAUCUUGUAAUACACCUCGCGAGAAGAUGGGGUUGUACAUGUUGCAUGUGUAAAAUAUGUCAUUGUAGGUUGUGUAUGUGUUGUGUAAUUGAGCCCAAUGUCUUAUA